GGACGGUUUGUCCGUUCGGUUCGAUCGUUUGAUGGUGGAUAAUCCUUUUUAUGCUGUGCGAUCAGUGAACUGCUUUAAAUAUGAAUGUGAUACGAUUUAAACUUCCGGAAAAUUUCCAUCCCAAAACGAAAGUGUACCGACGAAAGAAGAUAUCUCGCUGUGUUUGGAUUUCGCCGGAUACCCUAUUCACGCUUUGCGAAGUGGUUCUUCGAAAACUACUGCUGCAUGUUGUACCGCGGCAGAAGUUUUGGCCUUUCGUUAUUUCUCUUUUACCGAAUGAAACCGCUCGCAGCAGCGUCUGGCAUCAGGUCGAGUGUCCCUGGGAUUUCAACCGGCCUCAGCACGCCACUGUUAACUACUCCAACCAUUGGAGCCUGCUGUCAACAGCGGCGCAGCACCAACACAAGACACUGUCGAAUAUCCGUGUCGGUUCGUUGGUGCGGAACAAAAUAACCCAGCAGCUGCUGCUAGAUCUGGACUAUUGCAGCAGCAGUGGCAGCGAGUAUCAGCAACCCCAGGGAUCCCAGUAUGAGCUUACCAAUCGGGAGCUGUACAGGAUGGGAUUUUCCAGCCCCGAGAAUUCAGCGUGCGAUUGUGGCAAAAACUGUGGUCAGUGCAAACGUAAUCUAGCCCGGACUCGGGAGGAAACGAAGCCAGUGAUUCAACAGUUGGUGAUUCUGGGCCACAGCAAGAUGCAGCCAGCAAGGCGAGGCACCUGGCAAAUGCAAAUUAAUGGCGACAGGUUCGGAGCCGGCUGGAGCCAAGUGAAAAUGUAAUGCAUCACGGAACGGAGUGGAGUGCCAACUUACCUGCACUACUAUUAUCACAGAAUCAUUUUGUAACGGACCGAAGAUGUCCUCGUUCAGGAUCGUCUGCAGCUCGUUGUAGCGGUGUAUCAUGCGAAGAAUCUCGCUGAUGUUUGCCGAUCGUUGGGCGCCCUCAGACACUCCCGCGCUCGUUCCAUUUUGACCUAAAUUGAUGUUGUUUUCAUUGGAAGAAAGAGAAAAAGAGAUAGUGAAUCAGGAUUAGUAAGGAAGUAAAAUAAUUGCACUGGUAGUUAUUGCACAAAUUACGGCUGGAUUAUUUCCUCGUUGCUAACAGAAACACAGUCCAUAUAAUAAAUUGUAGAGGAAUUGAAAGUUAUGC
Messenger RNA from Toxorhynchites rutilus septentrionalis, 1146 nucleotides. RefSeq lists its product as uncharacterized. The transcript is spliced from 3 exons. NCBI's taxonomy places the organism in Eukaryota, Metazoa, Arthropoda, Insecta, Diptera, Culicidae. The record is from RefSeq and is a predicted model, not a curated record. The coding region runs from base 81 to 776 and encodes 231 amino acids.